CGGCUCUACUGAAAGGCCUCGCAUUCCAGGCACCCAGGGCUCCUCUGUGAUCAGUGGGCAGCCUUGUCUGCUCCUGGGAGAGUCUGGGUGUGUGUGUGAGUGUGUGUGUGACACUCCAGUCUGCCACUCACAUUAUGCAACAACAGACAACUAUGAGCUCGUGCAGCAGCCGGGCCCUGACGCUGCUCUCCUCGGUGUUCGGGGCGUGCGGCCUGCUCCUGGUGGGCGUGGCCGUCUCCACCGACUACUGGCUGCUGAUGGAGGAGGGCAUCGUGCUGCAGCAGAACCAGACCAUCGAGGUCAAGAUGGCGCUGCACUCGGGCCUCUGGAGGACCUGCUUCAUCGCCGGUGCCGAGACGGGGAGGUGUGUGGCAGCCGAGUACUUUAAUGAGCCGGAAAUAGAAAUCACAACCGAAAACACUGCAAACAUUUUGAAGAUGGUGCGAACAGCCACUCCGUUCCCCAUGGUGUCCCUCCUCUUCGUCUUCACCGCCUUCGUCAUUAGCAACAUCGGACACAUCCGCCCACAGCGCACCAUUCUAGCCUUCGUCUCCGGAAUCUUCUUCAUCCUCUCAGGGCUCAGUCUGGUGGUAGGCCUGGUGCUCUACAUCUCCAGUAUAAAUGAUGAGGUGAUGAACAGGCCUCGGGAGCCGGAGAUGUUCUUCAAAUACCGUUACGGCUGGUCCUUUGCCUUCGCCGCCAGCAGCUUCCUCCUCAAAGAGGGGGCAGGCGUGAUGUCUGUGUAUCUGUUCAUGAAACGAUACGCCGAAGAGGAGAUGUACAGGCCACACCCGGCUCUCUAUCGCCCCCGCCUGUCGGAGUGCAGCGACUACAGCGGCCAGUACCUGCACCCGGAGUCGUGGCCGCCCUCUCAGCACGUGCGCCGGGCGUCGGAGGUGUCCAGCGACAUCUCCAUCCAGCUCAACCAGACGCCGCCGCCGCCGCCCAAGAGCUCCCAGCAGGGAGGCCCGGGGAUGGGGCCCUCCACCUCGGCGCCGUCCUCCGGCUCCAGCUACCAGCUCAACUCCCCGGGCAGCGCCAACUACCCCCACUCCCACCCGCUGCACCCUGGGCACGGGGGCCCCGGGGCCUCCCAGACCCUGCCCCUCUCCAUGCCCCCCAACGCCGGCGGCCCGCCCCACUACCACACACACAUGCGCAUGGGCGCCUCGCCCUGCUAGCGUGGGUACUGCUGCACAGACAGAGAGACA
Sardina pilchardus (European sardine) is the source of this 1211-nucleotide messenger RNA. It is a transcript of the gene cacng7b, whose product is annotated as calcium channel, voltage-dependent, gamma subunit 7b. Gene Ontology annotation, molecular function: channel regulator activity; voltage-gated calcium channel activity. The coding region runs from base 135 to 1181 and encodes 348 amino acids. Lineage: Eukaryota; Metazoa; Chordata; Actinopteri; Clupeiformes; Clupeidae. Gene Ontology annotation, biological process: calcium ion transport; regulation of AMPA receptor activity; transmission of nerve impulse. The transcript has 7 exons. Gene Ontology annotation, cellular component: postsynaptic density membrane; AMPA glutamate receptor complex. The record is from RefSeq and is a predicted model, not a curated record.